Molecule: messenger RNA, 1962 nt
Organism: Paramecium sonneborni
Lineage: Eukaryota; Ciliophora; Oligohymenophorea; Peniculida; Parameciidae
Source: the annotation of a GenBank genome assembly
CUGUGUAAAAGCUGAAUGGACAGAUCAUCAGCCAAUGUAAGAUCAUCAAUCAAUUUCUUAUCGAAUAAUGAUUAAGAAUAGAGAGAGAAAAUAGAAAUACAAUUGAUUCCAGCAUUAUAGAGUUUUUAAACGUUUAUAAAAAUGAGUAAUGAAUCACAAAUGGCACAGAUUGUUGAUUCUUUAAUGGCUAUUGAAUUUUUUAAGAAGAAUUGUCCUGAAGGUUCAAGUUUAAGGGAUUUUAUUAUGUAUGCUGGAAGAGCUUUGACUUAUGAAUAUUAUAAGAAGGGGUAAAUCAUAUUCCAUUAUGGUGAUUAUGGAGAUAAGUUUUUUAUGAUUCUAAAGGGAAACGUAGCUGUAUUAGUACCUAAAGGAAAUCAUGAUGUUGAAACAGAUAGAGAUUAUUUAAUAGAAACAAAUAGAGCUGAACCUUGGAGUAAUGUUUGGAAGGGUAAAAAAAUGUAGAGUACAAUUGAUAUGGAAUUGUUAUUAGCAUAAGGAGAAGAUCCUUGGUUAAUAUCAAAUCGAUAUUUUGAAGGAGGUGUUUGUCUAUAUUAAAAGGUAUUUAAUAUAUAAAGAUAUUCAGAUUUAUACUUAUUAUGGAGGUUAAACAUUUGGUGAUGUAUCAUUAUAUACAGAUAAACCAAGAACUGCAAGUAUAUUGGUAUUGUCUGAUGAUAUUCAUGUAAUCACAAUGAAUAAAUCAGAAUACAAAUAAAUUUGUGAGAAAUCACUUUAGGAUAUGAAUAACAAUGUUGAUUAUUUUAUGAGAAUGCUGCCAAAUAAUAGUAAAUUUGUAAUAACGAAAUUUAUGCAAUAUAUGCACAAGAUUGAAUUUGCUCCUUAAAGUAUAUUAUGGAAGGAUGGGGAAGAAUCUAAGUUUUUUAUGCUAAUAUAUAAAGGGAGAGUUGAAUUGAUAAAAAAGAUUGGAAAGGUGAGAAUUACAUUGUGUUAAUUAAGUGACAAUAGUUGGGUUGGAUAAGAAGAAAUACGUAAAUUGAAUAUUUAAAUAUUAGUUGAUUAAUAAAUAAGAUAAUCUACAUGUUAAUGUGCUGACAAUACAGUUGCAUAUUAUAUAUAAAUUGAAGAGUUUAAUUAGAUAAGAAGAAACUUUCCAGAAAUUUGUAAAAUUUUGAAAGAGAAAUCUUAAUUGUUGAAAGAAUAUAUGAAAACAAGAUAUGAGAUGAUAAUGAAUAAUUUUAUUAAUAAGCCAGAACUAAUAUAGAAGAAAUAGUAAAAGGUUGAGAGAAAGACUAUAACAGAAAUAUUUCAUACUACCAUAAAGACAAAAACCUAAGAUAUUAGAUCGCAUUCACCUAAGGCAUUAAGUAUAAUUGGGAUUACAGAAUACAAUAACAAAAUAAAUUAAUCAAGAGUAGGUUUUUUAUAUCCAAUUAGGGUGGAUUCAAAAAUCUAAAUAUUUUUCCGAUGGACAAAGAUUCAGUUCUAUCAAUUAGAGAUAGGGUUUGUAGAUAAUUAACUAAAUAAAACAAGAAAAGAGAGAGAGUCUAACCAUAAACAAUGAGAGAAGGAACACUUUUAUCUACUACUAUUUCAGACUUGUUCAAAUCAAAUGAUUAGGUUCAAUAACAUUCGAGUUUUAAAUUAAAUGAUCUUAAAAAAAGUUCAUUCUCUUUUGUUAAUCUAUUUGCAUAGGGAUCUACUAAUAUAUAAAAUAGUAGCAAUGAUCAUUUUACAUCAAGAUUACCUACUUAAUAAUCUUAUUUUAGAAUGAAAACAGAACAGGGAAGAUCAUAAAUUUAAACAUAAACUAGUUUUGAUUAAAAGUAACAUAGUUUAGUUAAUUUCAGAAAUAAUAGUACCGAAAUUAAUAAAUUACGAUCCAAUAGUCCUCUCAAUUCCAAUUAAUUCUCAGAUAGAUAUCAAAACAGAAGAAUUCAUAGCUGUAAGAUGAUAGCAAGACCAAAAAAGUAUCCUUAAUUAUUGAAAUAUAAAUUAUUAUGA